UCAAGUGAGACCCACGGUGUUGUUUAGUGUGCGUUUUCGGGCGAUGGUAGUCGUGCAGGCGAACGAGGCAGCAGCAGCAGCAAAGAGUCGGAAGGUCGGGUGAAAAGAAGCAGCAAAAGCGAAGGAAUUUUCAGAACAUCGACAAUUCUCCUCCCAGCGGUGCAUUUUCUUUCGUUGCGUUGCGAUAGCGUGCACGUUUGCAGUAGCCUCAUCUGGUGGGAUUGAUUUGUGGUGCGAACUGUGUGGACGGCAGCGAAAAUUGGAGUGUGUUUGUGCAGCGAGUUACGAACACAAUUUAGGAGAAGAAAAAAAGGUGGAUUUGUGUGUUCGGUGGUGGAAGAAGGCAGGAAGAAGCGUUCUGGAUGCCACAAUGAGGUUAAUUUGUGCAAAAGUAUUGUAACAUUGCUGCCCUGCAUCGCGGACAAGGAAGAAUCAACUGGAAAGCCUGCCAAACGUAAAACUCGCAUUCAGUGAAGCGUAAGCUCUGCUCCCUACUGUGAAAUCACCCUCCGGAUCGUUUUACGGGAGAAUAGCAAAGGAGGGGUUGGCCCCACACGCACAGGUGACAGCUGAAGAGCAUCCAGGAGGGGGAAUACAUCAUUUUCGACACUCUAAUGUGCAUCUCUUGCAAGUGACACACGGGAGCUGCAUUGAUUUUAUCCCAACCGCGGAUUGCCCGUUGCCCUGUACACUCUCUUGGGCACUUGCUUGCUGUCCUACGGCAAUCACAUCAGUGGGUGGGGAAUCUAUUAUGUGGAGAGAUUAAAUUUUUCUUCAUCUUCAGAGCCUGUCUCACAUCCUUCUAUCGUCAUCGUACCAUCGGCUGGUCUAACUAGCAAUCGAAAACAAUUUGCUAGAAAGAAAACGCAAAACCCACUGAGGAAGGUACCAGCAGCGGCAGCAGAAGCAUCAUUAGCAGGCCUCGGAAAAGUUCGCUUUGUCGUACAAACGCGCGCGGUGCUGUGGAUAUACGUCGAUAGUGUGAGCGAGUGUGUGCAUCGUUCCUUAGCAGGCGCGGAAGGAAACCCCCGUGGCUCGCUGGAUACCAACGCCAGGGGCACAUCAACGUAGCAGGCCGUGGUGUAAAAGCAGGCAAAAAAGCUCUGCUCAAACGUCGACGAUUAGUGCACAUAGCAUAGAGUGUGUUGAAAGAACGUGAAAAGCAUCUUCUCGUACGCGAUAGUGCUCCUCGUGUUUCGAUUUUCUCAGAGUGUGUGUGUGUGUGUGUGCUCUUUUUUUACUUUACUCUUGCGCUGUGGCUCCCUUUGCUCCGUCGUGCCCCAUCAUUGAUGCUAGUGCGCUCUGUGUCCCGUUUGUUAUCAGUGGUAGUUUGAAAACAUACACAAGCAGUGGCAGCAGCACGUCCUAGCAGGCCUAUUUAAUUUGUGAGAGCGAUUUGCCCUCGUCCUGGUUGUGUGUUGUGGCAGGAGCACCAGCAGGCAGUAGCAAUUCGGCAGCAAUCAGCAGCAACAUCGUCAUCUCUCGUGUUCGUCCUGUGCCCUGGUCAUUCCCCGCGAAAGUUGGCGAGUUUUUGUCGAGAAAGCGAACGCAAACGUGGUGCGUGGAAUAGCGUGGAAUCUGUGAAGUGAAACGAAAAGAAGUAAAAAGAAGAAAAAAAAACAUCUGUACAAAGAAUACAUAAAAAAGGAAUCACUUCGAGCGAGACGGAACGAGGACGACGUGUGGCAGCUGCGGCUACAGCGAGGAAAAUGUACAGUAAAAUGAAUGGAUAUCCUUCGUCAUCCUUUCGAUCAAGUAGCGGCCGACUGUGGGGAAUGUCCCACUCGUUACCCUCCGGAAUGUCAAACUACCUGCAGGAUGCUGACUUUUCAUCCUAUUCGCGGCCCCGACUGUACGGCGAUAUGCCGUCGAGCAGCACGUUCGGUGGUGGCAAUCCGUCGACACCGCACCAUCACCACCACCACCAUCACAAUCACCUCAGCCAGCCAGCGUCCCAUCAUCACACGUCCUCGUCCAGCACCAGCUCGCUGACCGGCAUGAACUUUGGUCCGGGGUCGUCCGGCACCGCCGGUACGAACCUGAUCGUCAACUAUCUACCGCAGGAUAUGACGGAGCGCGAAAUGUACUCGAUGUUCUCCGCGAUGGGACCCAUCGAGAGUUGCCGACUGAUGAGAGAUCUAAAGACUGGGUACAGCUACGGCUUUGGUUUCGUAAACUACCUGAACGAGGAAGCGGCACAACGAGCGAUCAAAUGUCUGAAUGGCUAUCCGCUGCGUAACAAGCGUCUAAAGGUUUCGUACGCGCGGCCACAGAGCGACGAUAUCAAGGAAACGAAUCUGUACAUCACGAAUUUGCCCCGCACGAUCACCGAGGAGCAGCUGGAUAUCAUAUUCGGCAAGUACGGUACCAUCGUGCAAAAGAAUAUCCUUCGAGAUAAGCUAACGGGUCAGCCGCGUGGAGUAGCCUUCGUACGGUUCAACAAGCGCGAGGAAGCGCAGGAAGCAAUAUCGGCCCUCAAUAAUGUGAUCCCGCAGGGUGGCAAUCAACCACUGAUAGUGCGUGUUGCAGAAGACCAUGGCAGAGCUAAGGCGGCACUCUACGUACCCUCGUACAACUCUAUAGUGCACAAUAACAGAGCGCUACUCCCUCGUCAGAACACAAUGAAAUAUAACGAUCGUUCGAGUGGGCUGUUACGAUCGCAUCAUUCGUUAAUAUUUUACUAACUGUCCAUUCUCGUCGGAACGGCACGUACGAUUUAGUUCGGGCACAGCUAAGCGCAAGGAAUUGUUGCUCGAAUGGUGCGGUAGUGCUGUGCUUCGUUGCUCUACGCUUCUUUCAACGUCGAUAGAAUACCGAUCGGAGGCGUGGGAACAAUUUCAUACUUCCUUUUAGUGUAAUUUUAGGAGCGUCGGUCGGGAGCGUUGCAAACAUUUAGCUCCCUAUCGGAGCGCAAUUGCGAUAGAAAUGGUUGUAAAACUUACAUUUAAUUAAAAUGAAAAGUGCAAAACCUAUGGCAACAUAAACGGAUGGACGGUUUUUGCCGAUGAUCAGGUAUACGGUCGCGAGAGGUGCCAAGGAGUAGCUGGAAAUGAUCGUGUUGUGAUUGUGGCGAACACAAAAAUGAAGACGAAAGAUAGGUUGUUAUAGAGGGCGACACCUGAUCGAGACAAAUCGAGCCAAACAGAUUUUAUAAACAAUCCAGUGUUCAAUCGACUGCGAUCGAUGGUCGAUCCAGAUAGGUGAUUUUCUUUUUGGCUUCUACCAAUACAAAACCAAAGUUGUUAGAUUAUGUUCUGCCUGUUUGGGUGACCAUAUGCUUGCGAUGAUUAUGUUAUCGAAUAUCUUGUACCAACAAUCUUUUUGGAAAUGCGAUCACACAAAGUAUUACUGCAGGUUCUUGUAUUUGUAUUUGAGAAGAACAAUCCAUCCCAAUUGCAAGCUAGCACAUGCAAAAAAAAAAGCGGUUGGAAAGACUUUCUCAUAGAGAAAUAUCUCAAAGUAAUUCAAAACACACUAUUACUAGACAUACUUACAAACAAAACAGGGUUCUUACUAUUUCUCAUUAAACACAUGUGAUGAUUGCAAUGAACUAGGAGUGCGUGUUAGUGUCAUCAAUCAUUGGAAAUUUGUUUAACAUACAUUUUUUGUGCAUAAACGUAAAAAAGCUCCAUUAUUAAAGAUCAUUAUCAAUUUCGCUUUUGAGUAACAAACUGCAAUUGCACAUAUUAAGUUUCCGCGGUUGUAUAACUGGACUGAAACCCUUCGCCAUAUUUAGUUGAAUGCAUUCCUCGGUGUGUGUGCGUUUUAGGUUGGUGAUAGUAGCUUUUAGCUAUCAACAGUAUCAAUGUUAAGUACUACUGCUUUACUUUGGCAUUAAAUGCAAUUCUCCCGCAACAAUGAUGCUGUACAGCGUUGGAGCAUAAUCUGCCAUUUCUAAGCUAUAUAGUUACAAAACCAAAUCAAACUAUACUAGUAGAUGAUCUGUAAAAAACAAGAGUGAACACACCUACUGCAUAUAAAAGUGUAAAGGGUUGAGAGUCUAACUAUAUAUUAAAAAAACCGGAAACACGAGAAAACUUUAAAAAAGUAAAUUUGCAUUAGACUUAUAGAGCAAACUAUUUCCUGAAGCUACACAACAAUAAAACAAACGAAGCAAUGAGAGUAGAUUAUAAAGGAAUACAUGCUCCGGGAAUUGAAUCGUUAUGGCGCAUGAAAGCAAAAAAAAAGCAACAACUUGCAUUUACAUACAUUAUGUACCCAUGUAAAGGAAGCAUCCCCAUGCUCGCGUAAAAGAAGGGUAGAGAGUACGAAACAGAAGAAAAAUUUCACGUAAAAGUCGACAGCAGUAAAUCGAUGCUUUUCAAUUUUCAUUGAAUCUUAUCAUCUUUCUUCACAGAAUAACUUUUUGCUAUGCAAUUAUGUUUGUUCAAUUUCCCCUGCAAAUGAAAAAAGAAAUGAAUAAGAAAAUCAUAAUACCAAAAAAAGCGAUCGAAUUAUUCUAGAGAUAAAAGUUAAAAAGUGAUACAAUGAUCAUUAAACCAAAACGGAAGAAUUAUUAGAACAACAGAGUGUUUGCGACGUUUACGCACACAAUGGGUGUACAGUGAAAGUGGUGUAGCUCUACCAGAGGAAGAGUCAGUAAGUAGAUCUAUAUUCGGCGACAUUCGUCCUUUGUAUUUUCUCCAAGCAAAACCCUUGCGCUCCUGGUGCCAGUUGCACCCCAGUUGAUAAUCCUUCUCUAUCCAUACCUCAUUAAGAAGUUAAACAAGAACAAAAGAACAAAAAAAAGAAAGAAACGAGACAAACUCGCUACGACAAAUUCAGCUUAGUAAAUCCAAACUCGCCAGUUUUUACGCCAGUUCCGAUACUUACGCUAAAUUUAAUAUAAAUCAAACUCUUCCUCAAUUACACAAAACCAGAUAGAAUCAGAUUUCAAAUCCAACGCCAUACGAUUAUAUACAUUGAUAUAGUAGUACAGACACAUCCGGAUUUUACGGCUUAGAAAGAUUAGCAAUUUGAUCUUCCAUAGUGAUUAAUUAUUGCGCUUUUCGUCGCGUUAAGUUUCGAAACCAUUAGCGUGUAUCGGGCGAGUCAGCUGUCAGGCAGAGCAAAGUGUUAGGAAAGUUAGGUUAAUAGAGCCGUCUCGAGUAUCAUUCCUUGGUUAGGCUUGCAAAACAAACCCCCGCCAGUGACAUAGAAAAGGAGUGAGUGCAUGAUACACUUUAUAUUUGUUUUGCGACAAGAUAGCAAAAAAUCUACCGAAGCAAAGAAAGCAAGAAAAUUGUGUUUGCGCAGUACAGGAGACGACGGCGAAGAAAGAAAAGUGACGAAAUUAGUAGAGAUGAAACAUUUCGUUAAAACAAAACAGAUUUAAAAAAUGACGGAUACUGUUCACACGUUUACGGCACAAGGAAAACUAAACCUAAGUAGUACGAGAUAGCUUGAAAGAAGAAAAAAAAAACAUUUACGUGUCUUAUAUAUUGAACCAAUGGCAUAUAUAUACAUCUAUAUAGAUAUAUAUACAAAACUCAAAUAUAUAUACAUUCUGUUUGUUCUCCUAUACUAUGAAAAUUAAAGUUGAAGAAAAAAACGAACAAAAAAUAAUAACGACAAAAAUGAGUAGCAAACGAAACCUAGAAUCGUAUUGUGUAGCAAAACAACGGGAAGAAAAGAAUGCAAUGUAAUGGAUUCACUGUAAGAUCAACUGUAAAGCGAUCAUUGUGCGUGUGUGUGUGUAUGUGUGACGGUUUGAGAUGGUGUAAGUGUGUGUUUAUAAUGGUUAAAUUUGUUUAAAUUAUAGUUAAAACACUUACACUUUUGUUCAGAUUUAAUGUGUUCUAAGCAAUAUGGUCUUCGUCUGUUAUACAGCUUGAAAUAGUAGACGGUUUGUUUUUAGUGGAAGGGAAAAAUAAAACAAUCGACACGAAAUCAAAUUAGUUGGUCAAUUAUUGAUAUUUGAAUGAAACAUUUAAAUAUACUGUACUAUAAGAGAGGGAACACACCUCACACUGGAGUAAACUGGAGGAAACAAUAUAAAAGACAAAACUAUAAACUAAUAAGUACAAUAGAAUUACAUUAUGUUGCGAACAAGAAGUAAUACAAAACAGGGACUUGAAAUUGUAAUGAUGUUUAGCAAAGAAUGUAGGAGUUGUUUUUUGUUGAAAAAUUAUCGAUCGAUUUCUAGGGUCGUUAAUUGAUCAUUAAGGAAUUACUCUUUUUUAGUAUCGUCACAUUGUUUCCCAUUGUAUAUUAUAUUCAUUUGCUAAGUACUCAGUACCAUUAUAAAUAGCAAAAAAUGUAUCGCAUUAAUCUGCAUGGUGAGCGGGCCUGGGGUGUGGAUCGCGAUGGUUUUAUUUAUUUUAUGCAUUUGACGUAGUAGCAGAACAACGUAUAAAAGUUGCAUCAAAGCGUUCCCCGGCAAACAAGUAACAAGAAAAUAUGAAAACAGAUAGAAGAGAGAGAGAGAGAGAAAAAGCCGCAUGCAUACACACGCAGGAAAUGGAACGAAACAUAAAGAUCUAGUUAUUAGCUGUGAUUUUUUGGUUGUGUCAACCAGAGCAAUUGUAUGCAAACUAAAAGGAAAAUCUACUAGCAAUGGGGACGCAGGAAGCAAAGAAAAGAUGUAAAAAAACAUAACGAAUAAACCAAGACAAGUAAAACAAACAUAAAUUCUAUGCGUGCACGUUUUGGAUGUUCCGAACUAGGGCGACGUAAAGUGCUCGGAAAAGCAACAGAAAAACAACAAAAACCGGUGUAAAAACAAACACUAUACCUAAAGCUAUAGCAUUAAUGUCAUACUUGCCAGUAAGGAAAAGUCGAAAAACCCCAAAAGGCACUGUUACAAUAAGAAGUAAUUCGUUGAAAAGAUCAAUCCAAAAGACAGAGAGA
Anopheles arabiensis is the source of this 6849-nucleotide messenger RNA. Its product is annotated as protein sex-lethal-like. The transcript is spliced from 6 exons. The record is from RefSeq and is a predicted model, not a curated record. The coding region runs from base 1710 to 2684 and encodes 324 amino acids. Gene Ontology annotation, cellular component: cytosol; ribonucleoprotein complex; nucleus. NCBI's taxonomy places the organism in Eukaryota, Metazoa, Arthropoda, Insecta, Diptera, Culicidae. Gene Ontology annotation, molecular function: mRNA 3'-UTR binding; poly(A) binding; poly(U) RNA binding.